This is a messenger RNA of Vigna radiata var. radiata (mung bean), 1869 nucleotides long. RefSeq names its product ACT domain-containing protein ACR4. The transcript is spliced from 8 exons. Lineage: Eukaryota; Viridiplantae; Streptophyta; Magnoliopsida; Fabales; Fabaceae. The record is from RefSeq and is a predicted model, not a curated record. The coding region runs from base 123 to 1601 and encodes 492 amino acids.
ACUUUUUCUUUCCAAAGUUAUAGAGAGAAGAUUGAAGGUGCGGGUGUGAGAUCCCUGUGGGGUGUUCAUAUUAUUAUAUUCAUAUAAACACGCUCAUAUUUUUUCGUAUUAUUAUUAUAUAUAUGUACUGUUUGUUGCUUCGUAGCAACAACACAUCCGCAGAGCCACUUUGUUUGCAAGAGAGAGAAUCUACGAAAAUUUUGGUGUGGUGUUGUGUGGCAGAUCACGAAUCCUCAGAAACUCCAAUGGCUUUUAUGUCGGAGGUCAACAUGAGCUUCUCUCACUACAUGGAUGAUGAAUACGAGAAACUCUUCCGGAGAAUGAACCCCCCCAGGGUUGUAAUCGAUAAUGAAUCCUGCAAGAAUGCCACUGUUAUACGGGUUGAUAGUGCAAACAAGCAUGGAAUACUUCUUGAAGUUGUACAGAUCCUCACUGAUCUAAACCUCAUCAUAACCAAGGCUUACAUAUCUUCUGAUGGUGGAUGGUUCAUGGAUGUUUUUAAUGUUACUGGACAAGAUGGAAACAAGGUUACUGACGAGGCCAUUUUGGAUUACAUUAGAAAGUCUCUCGGUCCCGAAUCUUGUGUGACUUCUCCCAUUAGAUCUGUUGGGGUUGAGCAAACAAUGGACCACACAGCAAUUGAGCUUAUGGGAAGUGAUAGGCCAGGAUUGCUUUCAGAAGUCAGUGCUGUUUUGACCAACCUCAAGUGCAAUAUAGUGAAUGCAGAGGUGUGGACUCACAACACCAGGGCAGCCGCUGUAAUGCACGUGACAGAUGAAGAAACCGGAUCAGCUAUCACUGACCCUAAGAGGCUCUCUAUGAUCAAGGAACUUCUAUGCAAUGUGCUUGGUGGUGGCAACAAGAAGAGGGGAGCUAAAACUGUUGUGACAGAUGAAGUCACACACACUGAGAGAAGGCUUCACCAAAUGAUGUUUGCUGAUAGGGAUUAUGAACGAGAUAAUGAUGAUGGCUUUGAUGAGAAGCAAAGACCAAAUGUGAAUGUUGUGAAUUGGUCUGACAAUGAUUAUUCAGUAGUAACUAUUCAGAGUAAGGACAGGCCAAAGCUUCUCUUCGACAUAGUUUGUACUUUGACAGACAUGGAGUAUGUGGUUUUUCAUGCAAAUAUCGAUGCUGAGGGGCCGGAAGCAUAUCAGGAAUAUUACAUCAAGCAUAUUGACGGGUCCCCUGUGAAAUCAGAUGCAGAAAGACAAAGAGUUAUACAAUGUCUUGCAGCUGCAAUUGAGAGAAGAGUUUCUGACGGUUUGAAGCUAGAACUCUGCACCACCGACAGAGUUGGACUUCUAUCUGAUGUCACGCGUAUCUUCAGAGAGAAUAGCCUCACAGUUACAAGGGCAGAAGUGUCCACAAAAGGAGGCAAAGCUGUUAACACUUUCUAUGUUCGCGGGGCAUCUGGUUUCCCUGUUGAUUUGAAGACCAUAGAAUCCAUUAGGCAAACAAUAGGAAACACAAUCCUUAAAGUAAAGGGUAGCCCUUCAGAGAUGAAAUCUGUUCCUCAGGAUUCUCCCUCCAGAUCCCUGUUUAGUGGUCUUUUCAAGUCCAGAUCUUUUGUGAACUUUGGCUUGGUUAAGUCUUAUUCUUGAGAAAGCCAUCACACAUGCGCCCAUCUUUUCUUGUACAGUGAAAGAGGUGAAAGAUGCAAAGGGCUUACUAGGAAGUGUGACACGACUUUAGUUUAGUGAAGUAGGAACACCAUCAUAUCACACGCUAGAGAAAAUGGCUUGUAAAUUCUCUACCCCUUCUUCUCCUUUAUGUUUUUCCACUGUGGAAUCCAAUCACUUGGUUCUGUAACCUUGAAACAAUUAGUUUCAAGCACAUCAUUUGUAUAUAUUCAUUCAUUUUCUAGCACCA